This is a messenger RNA of Emiliania huxleyi CCMP1516, 231 nucleotides long. RefSeq lists its product as hypothetical. The annotation marks the transcript as partial. NCBI's taxonomy places the organism in Eukaryota, Haptophyta, Isochrysidales, Noelaerhabdaceae. The transcript has a single exon. The record is from RefSeq and is a predicted model, not a curated record.
GGGGCACUGGGCUCUGGGGCAUCGGGGCACUGGGGCAUCGGGGCACUGGGGCAUCGGGGCACUGGGGCAUCGGGGCACUGGGGCAUCGGGGCACUGGGGCAUCGGGGCAUCGGGGCAUCGGGGCGUCGGGGCACUGGAGCAUCGGGGCAUCGGGGCACUGGGGCAUCGGGGCACUGGGGCAUCGGGGCAUCUCGCCAUCGGGGCACUGACAGACCCACUGAGGCAUCGGGG